Messenger RNA from Exophiala aquamarina CBS 119918, 1773 nucleotides. RefSeq lists its product as uncharacterized. Gene Ontology annotation, biological process: amino acid transmembrane transport. NCBI's taxonomy places the organism in Eukaryota, Fungi, Ascomycota, Eurotiomycetes, Chaetothyriales, Herpotrichiellaceae. The record is from RefSeq and is a predicted model, not a curated record. Gene Ontology annotation, molecular function: amino acid transmembrane transporter activity. The transcript has 3 exons. Gene Ontology annotation, cellular component: membrane. The coding region runs from base 1 to 1773 and encodes 590 amino acids.
AUGGCAAACAAGGUCCCUGACAACGACGCCAGUAUGGAUAAUACAGUCAAAGAGGGAGCAAACGAGAAAAUCUCGAGUGACUCCUCCGGCCAGCCACAACGAAAACUCUCGACCACUGGUGAUAUUUCUGUUGAAAAUACCUAUGUAUACAGCGAGCUUUCGUUCUGGACUCGCAUGGGUUGCACGCCUGAAUCGUUUAGGCCUCGCACUCUCGCCGAUAAGCAUAAUCAGCUUAAUCAGACCUUGCGAUCUCGACAUAUGCACAUGAUUGCUAUCGGCGGUUCGAUCGGUGCAGGUCUUUUCGUUGGAUCUGGUGGAGCAUUGGCUACAGGUGGCCCUGCGUCAUUGCUGAUUGAUUUCAUGAUCAUCGGUGUCAUGAUCUUCAACGUCGUCUAUGCCCUUGGAGAGCUUGCCAUCAUGUAUCCUAUUUCUGGAGGAUUUUACACAUACUCCACCAGGUUCAUUGACCCUUCCUGGGGCUUUGCGAUGGGUUGGAACUACUGUCUCCAGUGGGCAGUCAUUCUUCCCUUUGAGAUCGUGGUAGCUUCGGAAUGUAUACGAUAUUGGGACAAUACCACCAGUCAAGCCGUUUGGUACACUAUGUUUUUACUUGUCAUCAUUAUCAUCAAUGUAUUUGGAGUCCUUGGAUAUGGCGAGGAAGAGUUUUGGAGUAGUAUGUUGAAGCUUGCUACAAUCAUUAUCUUUAUGAUUGUUGCUCUCGUCCUGGUUUGUGGAGGAGGCCCGAGUGAUGGUCAGUUCGGACAAUACUGGGGUGCCAGGAAUUGGUACGAUCCGGGCGCGUUCCGCAAUGGUUUCAAGGGCUUUUGUUCUGUCUUCGUCACCGCUGCCUUCUCCUUUGCCGGAACUGAACUGGUCGGUCUCGCAGCCGCAGAAUCGAGGACACCCCUUAAAUCCCUCCCGUCUGCCGUCAAACAAGUCUUCUGGCGGAUUACACUCUUCUAUAUUCUAGCAUUGACGUUCAUUGGCCUCUUGGUACGAUCUGAUGAUGCUCGCUUAUUUGGUGCUGGCAACUUCAUCGAUACGACAGCGUCACCAUUCGUGAUUGCUGCUGCAGACGCCGCCUUGACCGGAUUCGACUCUUACUUGAAUGUAGUCAUCCUGGUCUCUGUGGUAUCAAUUGGUAACUCAGGCGUAUUUGGUGGAAGCCGAACACUGACUGCGCUGGCUGAGCAAGGCUAUGCUCCGCGAAUCUUCGCCUACGUCGAUCGAGCUGGACGUCCAUUAAUUUCUACCAUCCUGAUCAUCGCUAUGGGUGGGCUAGCAUAUAUUGGCGUCGCUGAUCAGGGCGUAGAGAUCUUCGAUUGGCUGUUAGCUUUGUCUGGAUUGGCAGCUCUUUUUACCUGGGGAUCCAUCUGCCUAGCUCAUAUUCGAUUCCGCAAUGCGUGGAAAUAUAACGGCCGAACGCUAGACGAAAUUCCGUUCAAAGCAAUUGGUGGGGUUUAUGGUUCUUACUUGGGACUUGGAAUUAUCGUGCUUGUGCUUAUUGCACAAUUCUAUGUGGCCAUAUUCCCAGCAGGAAAUGAGGGAGAGAUGAACGACGCUGCUGGCUUCUUCAAAUCAUACUUAGCAUUCUUUGUGGUCGCCUUCUUCUGGGCAAUUGGUUAUGCAUGGAAAAGGACUGGGUGGCUGAAGCUGAGUCAGAUCGAUGUUGAGAGUGGCCGUCGUGAGAUUGACUGGGAGGCUCAUCGUGCGGUGGCAGAAAAAAGGAGAAACGCGAGGCCUUUCAAGAAAGUGAUAUAUUUUAUGUUUUAG